AUGCAGCAGCUGUUCCAUGAAAACUAUGAACACAACCGGAAAGGUUAUAUACAGGAUCUUCACAACAGCAAAAUUCACACAGCAAUUACACUUCAUCCAAAUAAAAGGCCAGCCUAUCAGUAUAGACUUCAUAAUUAUAUAUUGGCCCGUAAAAUAUCAGAAUUACGUUACCACACCAUACAGCUUCAUAGAGAGAGUGCCCUCAUGAGUAGGCUCAGUAACACUGAAAUCAGCAAAGAUGAUCAACUUCUGGGAAUGAUGCCAUCUUUUAACCGCUUCCAGCCACAUGACAGGAAUGAAAUAAUUGAAUGGGAGUUUCUGACUGGAAAGCUGCUUUACUCUAUGGCUGAGAAUCAACCACCCAGACAGAACAUUAAUAGUGUCCUGCGGGCAGCACUGGAUGACACUGUAAUGCAGGUAAUGGAAAUGAUCAAUGAGAACUCUAAAUCCAGAGGGAGGCUUAUUGACUUCAAUGAAAUACAGUAUGGGUACCGCAGGAUUGACCCUUUGCAUGGUGUGGAAUACAUUCUGGAUUUGUUGCUUUUAUACAAAAGGCACAAAGGAAGAAAAGUUACUGUUCCAGUUCGGCGGCAUGCUUACCUUCAGCAAUUAUUUAGUAAACCUUUUUUCAAAGAAGAAAGUGAUCUUGAUGUGGUCAGUCUUGUAGAAAACUUGAAUAGCGCCACACAGUCUUUCUCCUUCCUUUCUAAUUCCUUGAAGAUGUUUUCAUCAUUUCAAGGUGCCAAAGAAAUAAGAACAUACGGUGACAAAAAAAUUCACAUUCUAGUCCCUCUCACAGGGAGGUACGAUAUUUUCUUAAGAUUUAUGGAGAACUUCGAAAAGACCCUUCUUCUCUCCAAGCAGAAUGUACAUCUGGUAGUUAUCCUCUUCAGUUCUGAUUCUGGUCAGGAUUCCAGUAAACACAUAGACCUGAUUAAUGAAUAUCAUCAUAAAUAUCCUAAGGCAGGCAUAACAGUAAUUCCAAUGACAGGUGUUUUCUCUAGAGGGUUAGGUCUUGAAAUGGCCUCCUCCAAGUUUGACAAUGACACUUUGCUGCUAUUUUGUGAUGUUGACCUUAUAUUUACCCCAGACUUUCUCCAGCGGUGUCGAGCUAACACUAUUCAAGGGCAACAAGUUUAUUAUCCUAUUAUUUUCAGUCAGUACGAUCCCAAAGUAACAUAUGGGGGUAACCCUCCAAUGGACAGUAACUUUGUUUUUACAAAGAAAACUGGGUUUUGGAGAGACUAUGGGUUUGGGAUCACUUGCAUUUACAAAAGUGACCUUGUAAGGGCUGGUGGAUUUGACACCUCAAUUCAAGGUUGGGGACUUGAAGAUGUAGACCUCUUUACUAAAGUAAUAACUUCUGGACUGAAGGCUUUUAGAAGCCAAGAAGUAGGCGUGGUGCAUGUUUUUCAUCCAGUUCAUUGUGAUCCCAACCUAGAUCCUAAACAAUACAAGAUGUGCUUAGGAUCCAAAGCAAGUACAUUUGCCUCUGCCAUGCAACUAGCUGAGAUAUGGCUAGAAAAACAUUUAGGUGUCAGGUAUAAUCAAACUCUUUCCUGA
Gekko japonicus is the source of this 1563-nucleotide messenger RNA. RefSeq names its product chondroitin sulfate synthase 3-like. Gene Ontology annotation, molecular function: glucuronosyl-N-acetylgalactosaminyl-proteoglycan 4-beta-N-acetylgalactosaminyltransferase activity. Bases 1 to 1563 code for a protein of 520 amino acids. The record is from RefSeq and is a predicted model, not a curated record. NCBI's taxonomy places the organism in Eukaryota, Metazoa, Chordata, Lepidosauria, Squamata, Gekkonidae. The transcript has a single exon. Gene Ontology annotation, cellular component: Golgi cisterna membrane.